Molecule: messenger RNA, 585 nt
Organism: Colletotrichum karsti
Lineage: Eukaryota; Fungi; Ascomycota; Sordariomycetes; Glomerellales; Glomerellaceae
Exons: 1
Coding region: 1-585 (194 amino acids)
Source: RefSeq, a predicted model, not a curated record
AUGCCCGUUACGGCACCCGAAAGCAACGAACAACCGGACGAACGACAGCCGUCCGGAUAUCAUCCCGCCUUCCUGGCCUACCCUUUCGUCUACAUAGCAUGUAGCGUUCCACUUGUGGUCGGGCGCAUCACCGCCCUACAGGGGAUUGACCUGGGCAUUCCUUACUUCGCCUUUGCAGGGUCAGUUCUUGCUCUGAACGGCUUGUUCAACUCGAUUCUAUGGACAACCACGAUCCUCUUCAGCGCCCCGCAAGACGCACACAAUGCAGGACUCGACAGAUUCGCCUUUAUGAGAACUCCGAUACGCGAGUUCGGCAACACCGUCAUCAUCAGCGGACCCGCGAGCAGAAGGGUCCCAAUCUGGGAAAUCACACCAGGAAGCAGGCGGAAGCAGUGGUGGUGGUGGCAACACGGAGGCCAACGAGGUUGGGGGAGGUCAUAUGCCAGUAUGCACGACAUGCCCAUUGCACGUUCGGUUGAAGUCCCAGCUCAUGAGUCGCAGAAUCUUGCGGAGGGUCCACACAUUCAGAUGGACGUUGUAACAGCAGUCAGGAGUGAACAGGUCGAGGAUGCGGGUAUCAAGUAG